This is a messenger RNA of Acanthisitta chloris (rifleman), 1553 nucleotides long. Its product is annotated as multiple epidermal growth factor-like domains protein 10. Lineage: Eukaryota; Metazoa; Chordata; Aves; Passeriformes; Acanthisittidae. The annotation marks the transcript as partial. The transcript is spliced from 11 exons. The record is from RefSeq and is a predicted model, not a curated record. Gene Ontology annotation, molecular function: scavenger receptor activity.
UUUGCUCCCCUGGGUUUUACGGACAUCGCUGCAGCCAGACGUGCCCCCAGUGUGUACACAGCAGUGGUCCCUGCCACCACAUCACUGGCUUAUGUGACUGCUUACCUGGAUUCACAGGAGCCCUCUGCAAUGAAGUAUGUCCCAGUGGCAGAUUUGGCAAGAACUGCAUUGGAAUAUGCACCUGCACCAAUAAUGGGACAUGUAACCCUAUUGAUAGAUCCUGUCAGUGUUACCCUGGCUGGAUUGGCAGUGACUGCUCCCAGCCUUGCCCACCCUCCCACUGGGGACCAAACUGCAUUCACACAUGCAACUGCCACAACGGAGCUUACUGCAGCGCCUACGACGGGGAAUGCAAGUGUACCCCAGGAUGGACUGGCCUUUACUGCACACAGAGAUGUCCCCUGGGGUUUUUCGGGAAGGACUGUGCAUUAAUAUGCCAAUGCCAGAACGGAGCUGACUGUGACCACAUCAGUGGGCAGUGCACCUGCCGCACAGGGUUCAUGGGGAAGCACUGUGAGCAGAAGUGCCCCCAGGGUACCUAUGGGUAUGGCUGUCGGCAGAUCUGUGACUGUCUGAACAACUCAACCUGCGACCACAUCACGGGCACAUGCUACUGCAGCCCAGGCUGGAAAGGGGCCAGGUGUGAUCAAGCUGGUGUAAUUAUAGUGGGAAACCUGAACAGUCUGAGCCGUACCAGUACUGCUAUCCCUGCUGACUCCUACCAGAUAGGGGCUAUAGCAGGCAUCAUCAUUCUUGUCCUGGUUGUGCUUUUCCUGCUAGUGCUGUUCAUCAUCUACAGACAGAAGCAGAAAGGAAAAGAAACAAAUAUGCCCACAGUGACCUACACCCCUGCUAUGAGGGUCAUGAAUACAGAUUACACCAUUUCAGAAACCAUCCCUCACAGUAAUGGUGGAAAUGCCAACAGUCACUAUUUCUCCAAUCCUAGUUAUCAUACUCUAACUCAGUGCACUACCCCACCUCACGUCAACAACAUGGACAGACUGACCUUGGCAAAGACAAAAAACAAUCAGCUGUUCAUGAACCUUAAAAAUGUGGAACCUGGAAAGCGAGGCACUGUCAUGGACUACACAGGAACACUGCCAGCAGACUGGAAACACGGUGGCUACCUCAAUGAGCUCGGUGCUUUCGGACUCGAUAGGGGAUAUUUGGGAAAGUCCCUGAAAGAUCUAGUGAAGAACUCAGAAUACAAUUUGAGUAAUUGCUCACUAAGCAGUUCUGAGAACCCUUAUGCAACUAUAAAAGACCCACCAGCUCUUGUACCAAAAAGCUCAGAGUGUGGAUACGUGGAAAUGAAGUCACCCGCGCGCAGGGACUCCCCAUACGCUGAGAUCGCCGGCUCUGCUGCAGCCAACAAGAACGUGUACGAAGUUGAGCCUACGGUGAGUGUUGUCCAGGGAGCCUUCAGCAGCAGUGGACGUUUCAGCCAGGAUCCUUACGACCUCCCAAAAAACAGCCAUAUUCCAUGUCAUUAUGACUUGCUACCAGUCCGAGAUAGCCCCACAUCCUCCACAAAGGAGGUCAACAGUGAAUGA